This is a messenger RNA of Juglans regia (Persian walnut), 1181 nucleotides long. Its product is annotated as ethylene-responsive transcription factor TINY-like. The coding region runs from base 291 to 983 and encodes 230 amino acids. Gene Ontology annotation, biological process: regulation of DNA-templated transcription. Gene Ontology annotation, molecular function: DNA binding; DNA-binding transcription factor activity. Lineage: Eukaryota; Viridiplantae; Streptophyta; Magnoliopsida; Fagales; Juglandaceae. The transcript has a single exon. The record is from RefSeq and is a predicted model, not a curated record.
CUCUCUUGGGGUAGUAAAGCCUCACGUUUACCUUGCAUUUUCUUUGUCCUCCCAACUUCUUCCUGAUAAAACCCCCCCUACUCCUCACUUCCUCCUCCAUUCUCAGUCCCAUUCCAUUCUUUCUCUCGUCGCUUCCUUAACCCUCUACCUUAAAAUUGUUCGUGAGCUCUCUGCAACUCACUCCUUUCUCUCUCAGACUCUCUCUUCCGUGCUACUCUAAGACCUACGUACUGUGAAGUUUUGAAGCUUUUUGUGUGUGUGUGUGUGUGUGUUUGUGUCCUGUAGCAGCAAUGGCUGACCCGCCUUACUCGGAGACCGAGUCCAGCGCCAACUCUUCUUCACCUUCUCCGUCUUCACCAUCCUCCUCUGGGUUGUCUCACUCCCAGUCUUUACCUCCGAACCUGCCAUCCAACCCUGACCCAAAACAGCCCAAGCGAGCCCGAGACUGCAGCAAGCACCCGGUUUACAGAGGGGUCCGAAUGCGGACCUGGGGCAAAUGGGUAUCCGAAAUCCGCGAACCCCGGAAAAAGAACCGGAUCUGGCUCGGUACCUUCUCGACCCCGGAAAUGGCCGCCCGGGCCCACGACGUGGCCGCGCUGAGUAUUAAAGGCAACUCGGCCAUUCUCAACUUCCCCGAACUCUCCGGGUCGCUUCCCCGUCCCGCUUCGAACUCCCCUCGGGACAUCCAAGCCGCUGCUACCAAAGCAGCUUCCAUGGAAUUUGAGGUUCCCAAAACGCCGUCAUCGUCGUCGUCGUCGUGCGACGUGUCGACCCCAGAGGAGCUGAGCGAGAUAGUGGAGCUGCCGAGUCUGGGGACGAGUUUCGAGUCGGACGAGUUGAGUAACGAUUUCGUAUUUGUUGACUCGGCAGAUGGGUGGCUCUAUCCUCCGCCGUGGUGUCACAGCGGCAUUGACAUACAAAUGACAGAGGCAGAGGGUACGAUUCCAAGUUGGUUCGAACCAUUAUUGUGGCAACCUUAUUAAAAUAUGAUCCAAAUCCAUUGUUACAAAGUGUGUAUGUGUGCAUGAAUUCUUACCUCUUUUUUAUUGAUCUAAUGCUUGUCUUUUUCUUUUCCUUUUGUUUUUUUGUUUUUAUUCUCUUUUUAAAUGUGUGAGAGAGGCCUUCCAUCAAUUUUGCUUUUAAAGGGCUAACAAAUCAAAUCUAAAUACGUUUCUUGGUGA